Agrilus planipennis (emerald ash borer) is the source of this 1833-nucleotide messenger RNA. RefSeq lists its product as uncharacterized. Gene Ontology annotation, biological process: cilium assembly. The transcript has 4 exons. Lineage: Eukaryota; Metazoa; Arthropoda; Insecta; Coleoptera; Buprestidae. The coding region runs from base 82 to 1809 and encodes 575 amino acids. Gene Ontology annotation, cellular component: ciliary transition zone. The record is from RefSeq and is a predicted model, not a curated record.
AGAAGCCAAAAAAAAUUUUUUUAGUUGAAUUAUUGUGAUAUAAAUUGUUGUUGCGACAAAGAUUGCAAUUAUGAGGAUAAAAUGGUCUUUGAAAAAUGCAAUAACGUAACAUACACCAAGCAGGACAUUCUUCCUUUUUGUAAUAGCGGGAUUAAUAAUUUUGAUUUUCAUCGUGAUAAUAAAUGGUGGAUUUUCGAUAAUAAUUUUCUUUGCGUCGAAAGAUCAAAUAUGCCCGAAGGAUACAACUACAACAAGCAAAAAAAGUCGUUGAAAGCACUUGAAAUUCUACAGCCUUAUUAUAAAGAUGACCAGCGUUAUUGGCCAAAUACCGACAAUAAUGUUAUUAAUAUUAAUUUUAACAAAAGCUUUUCCGAAAAAUUGAAAUUUGGUGGAAACGUUUGGCUUCUGAAAGACAACGAAAUUGUUUCCUUCGUUAUGUCGGACUCGUUUAUUACAAGUGCUUGUCUGAUAAAAAAAGAUGUAAAAUAUUUGGUGGAUGAUACCACGAGGUGCAGUUUAACUUCAGUUGAUAAUGAUAAUACUAAUAUUCAUGCAGAAACAUUUUAUAAGAAUUUGGUCUUUAUAUCAUCGCCUAAAGCUUUCAGUGUUUUAUGGGAUCGAAAAAAACAACCGAAAUGCCCGAAAAAUGUUUGCAUUUUUCCUAAGGUUUCAAUUUGCGACGAGAAUUUCGAAAAUUGUAAAGAUAAAUUAAUUGGUAAAGGCAAUUGUUCUUAUUCUUAUCGCGAAAACUUAAUGACUUGUAAAAAUAUCGUGAAAAAAAUAAUUUACGAAAUAUUCCAUAAGGGACAGGAGGGAAUAAUUCGGGUUAAUUUAAAAAUUAAUUUGCAAAACUUUUCGUACCCUUUCGGAUCCGAGAAUAUCGACUAUUUUCAAGAGUUAUCGGUGAAAUUUUAUUGGCACAAUUACAGGCUUAAUUAUUCCAAUUUAAUGAGCGGUAACCCGGGUUAUUUGAUCGGUAAACCCAUUCUGGUAACUCGUCUAAAUGGUACAUUUAAUUUUUCCGAAAUCGAAAACGUCAAUAUGUCUUUAUCGGUGUUGAGAAAUGACACAUUUUAUUUGGAAAAUUUCUUGGCUUUUCCUUCGUACAGUCAUAGACGUUGCGUUUUAAAUAAUCGGGAAAACACCCCAGUCGAAUUCGGAUAUAAUACGAUUUUGAAAUGUAGAAUAGAGGAACAAAUUAUUUCCAAAAACAAAUCGGCAAGCGAGAUAUGCAGAAACAUGCAAAAAAUUGUUUUCCAAUUUUGGUCUGUCUUCGAUGACAAUAACACCACGCGCGUUUUCGGAAAAUAUGGAAAUUCGGAUCGGACUAAAUCAGGCGAUUGGAUUAGCGGGUUUUUUACGAAAAGCUAUCGGAAUAUAAUGAACGUAACCCACGGCAAUUUUACCAAAAAUAAUAAAACUUUAUUGUGCUCCAAUUUGAAUACAAAACUUCGUGUGAACAUUUUCCAUUCGCGUAUCGAUUUUGAUGGAACUCAAAAUCAAGAAAUUGUAUUAGGAAUGCUAUUCAAUUUUACUGGGAUAAAAACUGGCCUGGAAUAUCAAAAUGGGAACAACAAAAGUAUAAUGUUUUCAACCCCUAUUGUGAUGGAGGUUGUUUUUCACGACAUAACUUCCAAAAGUGACCAGCAAACGAUGGAUGACAAUUUUGUUUCAUUGGAAAACAAAAAUUUACCUCACGAAUUUUUUUAUUCUCUUACUGGUGUCGUAAAAAAUGACGCAGACCUAAAUUUUAUUCUCAAUACAGUGCACUAUACUUUACUAAUUAUUUUGAUAAGAUAUUUGUUCUAAUUGUAAAUUGUAAGGCACAUUUAA